CUUCACUUCUUGGACUCCUCAGCACAGAAAGGACAAUGUCAACCACCUGAGUGUGUAUGAGCUGCUGUGACACCUGCAGGCUUUGUGGAUUGGUAGGAACAAUGAACACCUCACAGCAGAUGCACUUCUCCUCAAACAGAAGAGUUGAGUCAGCGAUCAUCGCUUCAGUAUUUGCUCUGAUCUUUGUGCUUGGCACAGUGGGAAAUUGCCUGGUCCUCGCUGUCCUACUUCGCAAUGGCCAGAUGAACUCCAAGACCACUAACAUGUUCAUCCUGAACCUGGGUCUCGCCGAUCUCUGCUUCAUACUCUUUUGCGUUCCGCUUCAAGCCACCAUCUAUGCCAUGGACGAGUGGGUGUUUGGAGCGUUCGUGUGUAAAAUGGUGCACUUUCUUAUCUACCUGACCAUGUACGCCAGCGUCUUCACUCUUACUGCUGUCUCUCUGGACAGAUAUUUAGCCAUUUGUUACCCCCUUCACGCCAGAGAACUUCGAACGCCACAUAACACUCUCGCUUCCAUCGGAGUGGUAUGGACUCUCUCGCUGGUGUUCUCCAGUCCCUAUUUUAGCUACUAUCAGCAGAUGGAUCUAAAUGGCACCACUGUGUGUGUCCCUGCCUGGGGCAUCCAAAACCGCAAAGCCAUGGACAUUUGCACGUUUGUAUUUGGAUAUCUGAUUCCCGUCUUGGUCCUGGGUCUGACAUAUGCCAGGACCAUCCGAUACCUGUGGACAAGCGUAGACCUAGUGCAGGAGGUGUGUGAUAGUCGCCUCGCCAAACGCAGGGUGACGAAGAUGAUAGUGAUUGUGGCUGUUCUAUUUUGCCUCUGUUGGCUCCCACACCACCUCAUCAUCAUGUGCAUGUGGUUCGGCCAUUUCCCUCUCAACCACGCCACCUAUGUGCUACGCAUUCUUUCACAUCUGGUGGCUUACACCAACUCCUGCCUCAACCCUAUCGUCUACGCACUAGUGUCCAAGCAUUUCCGCAAAGGUUUCCGAAAGGUGUUUGGGUGCGUGGCGCAGAAACGUUUGGCCAAUAAGGUGAACAUGGCACCACAGGCACAGACGGUGAGCCUGGUUGAGGUAGGAUCAAGCGAUGGGUCCAAUCACAGUGAUGGCUCGGCGAAGGUUAGAUUUUUGAGCAAGAGCGAGAGGAAGACAGCGAUGAGUGCCUGUAUGACUUUCAAUGUUACGUAAUCUUGGCUAAAUUUAUUUACUUCACACAAAUUCUGACAUUUUAUUGUAGCUGUUUUUUGUUAAAUGUUGCCUCACAAAUGUUUGUGCAUCUCGUUGUGUCUGUGCAUUCAGGGGAGAUGCAAAAUAUUCCUUCCCCCUUUUUUUAAAAAUUUCUUUUACUAUCCAACUUUUUGGCCUCUAUCAACUAAUGGAAAUUAGCAACUUCUUAAUAAAAAUAGAAUCGCUUUAAAAUU
Molecule: messenger RNA, 1423 nt
Organism: Silurus meridionalis
Lineage: Eukaryota; Metazoa; Chordata; Actinopteri; Siluriformes; Siluridae
Product: galanin receptor 2a
Exons: 2
Coding region: 57-1190 (377 amino acids)
Biological process (GO): G protein-coupled receptor signaling pathway
Cellular component (GO): membrane
Molecular function (GO): G protein-coupled receptor activity
Source: RefSeq, a predicted model, not a curated record